AUGCUGGAACUACAGCCAAACCAGGCACACCUGAUGCUGGAACUACAGCCAAACCAGGCACACCUGAUGCUGGAACUACCGCCAAACCAGGCACACCAGAUGCUGGAACUACAGCCAAACCAGGCACACCUGAUGCUGGAACUACAGCCAAACCAGGCACACCUGAUGCUGGAACUACAGCCAAACCAGGCACACCUGAUGCUGGAACUACAGCCAAACCAGGCACACCUGAUGCUGGAACUACAGCCAAACCAGGCACACCUGAUGCUGGAACUACAGCCAAACCAGGCACACCUGAUGCUGGAACUACCGCCAAACCAGGCACACCUGAUGCUGGAACUACAGCCAAACCAGGCACACCUGAUGCUGGAACUACAGCCAAACCAGGCACACCUGAUGCUGGAACUACAGCCAAACCAGGCACACCUGAUGCUGGAACUACAGCCAAACCAGGCACACCUGAUGCUGGAACUACAGCCAAACCAGGCACACCUGAUGCUGGAACUACAGCCAAACCAGGCACACCUGAUGCUGGAACUAGCCAACCAGCACACCAUGCGGAUACAGCCAAACCAGGCACACCUGAUGCUGGAACUACCAGCCAAACCAGGCACACCUGAUGCUGGAACUACCGCCAAACCAGGCACACCUGAUGCUGGAACUACCGCCAAGCCAGGCACACCUGAUGCUGGAACUACAGCCAAACCAGGCACACCUGAUGCUGGAACUACCGCCAAACCAGGCACACCUGAUGCUGGAACUACCGCCAACCAGGACACCUGA
Messenger RNA from Coregonus sp. 'balchen', 783 nucleotides. The record is from the annotation of a GenBank genome assembly. NCBI's taxonomy places the organism in Eukaryota, Metazoa, Chordata, Actinopteri, Salmoniformes, Salmonidae.